GGAGCCGGCGGGGAGGGGAAGGGAGCGGAGAGGAGCGGAGCCCGCGGGGCAGGUACUUGGCCAGUGGAGGAUCCUGAGGUGAUGCACUCCCUGCCCGCAAGAAGCUUCCACUCCAGAGGAGGAAGACAGCCCUAACGAGGCGCGGGGCAGGAUGGAGAGCCAGCCGGCGGGGCGCAGCAAGGUGCCCGCCUUCCUGUCGGACCUGGGCAAGGCCACCCGGCGGGGCAUCCGCAAGUGCCCGCGCUGCGGGACCUACAACGGGACGCGGGGCCUGAGCUGCAAGAACCAGGCCUGCGCCGCCGUGUUCCGCUUCGGCGCCCGCCGGCAGCCCGGCCCCCUGGCCGUCCAGGUGGUCACGGGCUCCGACCCCCGGCUCUUCUCCGUGCGGCAGCGCCAGCGCGGGCCGGACCGCCGGGGCUUCGUCGAGCUGGCCGAGGCCGGCCGCUGCCACGUGCCCGGCUGCCGGAAGCCGGACGGGCCCUGCCACCACCUGAAGCUGGCCCGCGACUGCCGGGCCCGGGCCGCCCCGCUGACCCUGAAGAGCUCCGUGCUGAGCGCCAUGCCCGUGCCCCCGGAGGUCAAGCAGACCCUCUGGAGGCUGGCCAGCCAGCCGCCCGGGCCCCUGGUGCAGAGGGUCACCAAGACCACGCUGGUGGUCAAGUGCCAAUCCGCCCAGAGGCCCGGCCUGGGCUACGUCCACACCUCCUUCGCCCGCAAGGCCGGGGCCAAGGGCGCGGCGGCGGCCCAGAGGCGCUUCCUCUGCUCCUGUCAGGGGGUCGGGCCCGGCCGGGCACUGGCUGCCAAGGAGGACGGAGAGGACGAGGACCAGGAGGAGGAGGAGGAGGAGCAGCAGCCCGCCGCCCCCAGGUGCAUCCACUUCUUCGCCUGCCUCUGCGCCUUCGCCAGCGACGACGCGUUGGCCCAGGAGUUCUCCGACCUCCUCCGAUGCCACUCGGCCGGGCUUAAAGGCGUCCUUGUGCCCCAAGUCGGGGACCCCCCGGAAUCAACCACGCAGGCUGGCGAGCCUCCUGCCUCCAAGCCGAAGAAGAGGAAAAAGGAUGAAGCUUCUGCCAACAGCCUCCUGCCGCCUCAGGAUGGAGGCGGGAGCGGGAGCGGGAGCGGGAGCAGUCACUCCAGGAAAAGCGGAUCGAAAAAGACGCCCGUCGCCUCUUUCCUCAAGAGGCAAGCCUGCGGUCAAGCGGCGGCCGAAUCUCAGGUGUCGCUGUCCUUCCAGGAGUGGCUGGCCAGCGUCACCGAACGGAUCAACCAGACCAUGCACUACCAGUUCGACGGAAAACCGGAGCCUCUGUUGUUCCACAUCCCCCAAGCCUUCUUCGACGCCCUGCAGCAGAGGAUAGCCAUGGGAAGCACAAAGAAGAGGGUUCCUAACGCCACCACAGAUUUCGUCCGGAAAGAUGCCCUGCCCCUGGGUACUUUCUCCAAAUACACCUGGCACAUCACAAGCAUCCUGCAGGUGAAGCAAAUAUUGGACACCCCUGAGAUGCCCCUGGAGAUCACCCGAAGCUUCAUCCAGAACCAGGACGGGUCGUACGAGCUGUUCCGCUGCCCCAAGGUGGAGGUGGAGAGCGUGGUGGACGCCUACGGGCACCAGGAGAGGCAGCCCACCUUGCGCCCGCUGCAGAUGAAGACUUUCCUCAAAGUCGGAGCUUCCAGCCUAGGGUCUGCGGUCUUCCCCUCGUGUCCCCCUCCGGCCCCGAAGGCCACACGUCCCCGGACCAGAAGGAGCCGACGCCGUUCACUAUCGAGUGGACCCCCGGCAUCCUGCCCCGGUCCAAGAUGGGCGAACUGCGGAUCCAGUUCGAGUACGGCCACCACCGCAACGGCCCCCCGGCCCCGCGCCCGCCGCCGGACCAGGCCCUGGAGCUGACCCCUCUGACCGCCGUCGCCUUGCCCUGAGCCCGCUCGGACGAAUGGAGGCCGCGCAGGACGACGUCCACCUCCCCUCCCGCUCCGGGGGUCCCGGGGGGGUUUGGGAGAAGCCGGGUGCAUCCCGAAGCGGCGGAUUCCCAAUUCCGUUCUUCGGUCACGAUUAAGCGAAGCCCAUCGCCCCCGUCUCCGGUUUCCCUUCGGUGGGGGACUGGUGACCGCUUAUUAAAAACAACAACAACGAUGAGCAGAA
Messenger RNA from Tachyglossus aculeatus (Australian echidna), 2140 nucleotides. It is a transcript of the gene C5H2orf42, whose product is annotated as chromosome 5 C2orf42 homolog. Bases 152 to 1888 code for a protein of 578 amino acids. Gene Ontology annotation, cellular component: nucleus. The transcript is spliced from 10 exons. The record is from RefSeq and is a predicted model, not a curated record. Lineage: Eukaryota; Metazoa; Chordata; Mammalia; Monotremata; Tachyglossidae.